This is a messenger RNA of Hibiscus syriacus, 627 nucleotides long. Its product is annotated as phenylalanine N-monooxygenase CYP79D16-like. Gene Ontology annotation, molecular function: monooxygenase activity; oxidoreductase activity, acting on paired donors, with incorporation or reduction of molecular oxygen; iron ion binding. The record is from RefSeq and is a predicted model, not a curated record. NCBI's taxonomy places the organism in Eukaryota, Viridiplantae, Streptophyta, Magnoliopsida, Malvales, Malvaceae. Bases 1 to 627 code for a protein of 208 amino acids. The transcript has a single exon.
AUGGCUCAGAAGCUGAAUAAACCCGAAAUUCUCCAAAAAGCAACUGAGGAAAUCGAUAGUGUUGUGGGAAAGAACAGGCGGGUUCAAGAGGCCGACAUUCCGAAACUGGACUACAUAAAAUGUUCUGCAAGGGAAGCUUUUCGUCUUCACCCCAUUGCUCCUUUCAACAUUCCCCAUGUGUCCAACAGUGAUGCCAUUUUCGCCGGUUACUUCAUCCCUGAAGAUAGUCAUGUGUUCGAUGGCCGCCGAGGCAUGGAUCCGAAUGUUUGGAACGAGCCGUUGGAGUUAAAGCCGGAGAGACAUUUGAAAGAUGAUUGGGGGAGUGGGGGAGUUGAACUGGUAGAGAAUGAACUGAGGUUCAUUUCGUUUGUUGUUGGAAGGCGGGGGAGCAUCGGCGCCGGACUCAGGUCCGCGAUGAAAAUAAUGCUGUUUGCGAGGCUGAUUCAAGGUUUUACGUGGGAUGCGCAGCCAAAUGAAUCGGAAAUUUACCUCUCUAAUCGAGAGAUAAUCUUUUCUUGGCGAAACCGUUGCAUGCACUCGCUAAACCUCGAUUGCCUGUUGCAUUGUAUACUCAGCUAUAAACCAUGGAUUACGAUGGCGUUUCCAAUUGGGUUAUAUUCAUCAUGA